Ostrinia furnacalis (Asian corn borer) is the source of this 4109-nucleotide messenger RNA. RefSeq names its product bicoid stability factor (gene bsf). Gene Ontology annotation, cellular component: mitochondrion; nucleus. The record is from RefSeq and is a predicted model, not a curated record. NCBI's taxonomy places the organism in Eukaryota, Metazoa, Arthropoda, Insecta, Lepidoptera, Crambidae. Gene Ontology annotation, molecular function: mRNA 3'-UTR binding; protein binding. The transcript has 10 exons. The coding region runs from base 157 to 4065 and encodes 1302 amino acids. Gene Ontology annotation, biological process: regulation of mitochondrial translation.
UAGUUGUCUGCAGAAGUGACAUAACACAUAACCUCAAAGUUCUUUUUACUAAUUUCCAUUCCUUGGAAAUAAUGGUGUGUGUGUGAAAACAGUGAACUAGUGAAAGAAUUGAUAAUUGUUGCGAUAUUUCUAUGCAUUAAUUAGCGUGCGGGCAAGAUGUCGUCGCUACUCAGAUCAACAAAGUUUGUGCGCUAUUUCACUGGUGCGGCAAGAACGCUGAUAUUGAACACCGCUAAGACCACAGAAGUUUCCACACUAAUAAAUCCGAAAGCUCUAUCUUCUGCCAAUAAUGUGCUUAUGCGAGAUUACGCUACAAAGAAAUCGGAGAACCUGGAACCAUUGCUACAAAGACUCGACUCUGAGGUUAGACGUUUCGGACGGAUCACCAAACGGGACAUAGAUGAGGUCUUCGACGAAUUAAAAGGCAAAAACAACAUAACUAGCUCACAGUCAUUACUUGUAAUAAGAUGUUGUGGGGAGCUAGUGCCCGAAGAGUUGCCAGAACAGAGAACAUUGCUGGUACAAAAAAUAUGGAACAUUCUCACAGAAAGAGGCAUUCCAAUGGACAUUUCACACUACAAUGCUCUACUCCGAGUGUACAUUGAAAAUGAGCAUCUAUUCUCACCAGCCCAGUUUUUGGAGGAGCUUGAGAGCAAAGGCAUUCAACCUAACAGAGUAACUUACCAGAGGCUUAUGUGGCGGUAUUGCCAACAAGGUGACGUAGAAGGUGCCACUAAAGUCCUAGAAAAGAUGAGAGAACUAAACUUCCCUGUGUCAGAGCCUGUCCUAAACGCUUUAGUCAUGGGUCAUGCCUUCCACGGAGACACUGAUGGUGCCAAAGCAGUGCUGGAAACAAUGGCUGGAGCUGGUCUCGAACCCACAAACCACACAUACACACUUCUAGCUUGUGGGUAUGCUAAACAAGGCGAUAUUAACAAUGUGAAAAAAGUCAUCGACACGGCAAAUAACAAAGAAGUUUUUAUAACUGAUAAGGAUGUUUUGGACAUCAUAGAACAACUUACCCUUGGAGGACAUGGCGACAAAAUCAAUCAAUUAUUUGGCUACCUAAAAAAGAAUGUUGGCUACAAUCAAGAAGUUUGCAACCUAGUUUUGAAAUUACUCAACAAGGGGCACAUUGAAACAGCAAAGGCAAUCAUGAAAACCAUGCCUAAGUCUACCACUGUCGAUGACACAAUGUUCAAAGGGGCCUUCUUUGUCAAACAGCUCAUCAGAAUAAACAUGGAUUCUGAGAAACUCAUCAAAGUCUGUAAAGAACUACAAGAGGAAGAAUUAGUGCCUAGUGCUUUGUACAUUGCCACAGAAAUGUCGUUGCAGUUGGGCAAGACAGAAUUGGCACAAAAGCUAUUUAAGGAAAUUCAAAAUGAGGGCAUGGAAAUACGCCAGCACUACUACUGGCCUCUUUUAGUCCAGAAAGGUAAGGAAAACGACGAGGAAGGUCUCCUCCAAAUCGUUCGCACCAUGUCAGCCGAAGGACUUACCCCUACUGGAGAAACUCUCAGAGACUAUGUCAUACCUUACUUGAUAAAUAAUAACUCCCCUCAAAAUAUAAUACUGAAGCUGCAAAUAGCUAAUGUUCCAGUCAUGGUGAGUGCUAGAAAUUUGAUGUUGGAGUAUUUAGACGCUGGAAAAAUUAAGCAAGCGUCUGAAGUUGCUCUUCAGUAUAGACUCAGAGGACAAUACGCAGUUUUGACCAGACCAUUAUUGAACGCGCUCGGCAAGACUAAAGACAUCAAUUCUUUCGUGUCUAUCCUUCACGUAAGCAGCAGCACUCCGCAAUCCAGUCAAGAAGACGACAUCACAAACGAAGACAGCUCACCCGAAGAAAAGGCAAGCGUAACAGAAGUCGGCCGUCUCGUGAAAUCUGGUGUGAAAGUUUUAGCCAAACCCGAAUUAGCAGAGCAGCUGCUUUCUGAACUCCAUGAAAAGGGUUUGAGAAUCAGCACACAGUCAGCUGAAGAAAUACAACAAUACCUAGAUAAGAACAUGACCACUGGAAUAUCUGAGUUGCUGACGAAACUUACGUCGGCUGAUCUUGAGCCAGUGAUGCUUGAGAGCCCUAAACGAGCCGGGCCUCGGACGGCAGCUCAACUCGAAAAAUUAAUCGAACAGAUCAAGAAUAGAGACGGUGAAAACAACAUCAAUCGCCUACAGAAACAACUGUUACUUGCGUACAUAAACGAGAAUAAUGUGUCUAAAGUUAGCAGUUAUUUGGAGGAACUGAAAGCCAGUAACUUCGCAUUGAGCCCUGCUUUGCUGGCUCAACUAUACGAGUUUUACUGUCAGAAUGAUGAAAUUGAUAAAGCGAAUGCAUGCAAAGCCGAUCUUGCCCAGAAAGCGCCAGAGUUCGAAUUGAAUAAGUACAAACUGGUCCUGAUGGGGAAUGCUUUGAUCAGAGCUAACAGAUUUGAUGAGGCUAUUCAGUUUUUGAAUGACAACAAAUCAAAGUCUGCUGACAAUGAAACGGGCUUCGUACUCAAUUCCAAAUGCUGGCAAAUGCUGAACGCCUUGGCUGAACAGAAGGAAGACACUAAGGUACUGGAACUAACCAAAGCAUUGAUCGAGAAUAACUACAUCGAACCUUCCAAUGUGAUUCUGGGGCCUACCAUAAAGGCCUUCCUACUGAAGGGUGAUGUGGAAAGUGCGUUGAAGCAAUUCGAACACAUCUGCAAACAGUACCGGUGCACUCCGUGGAAAGGUGAACUUAUGAAGGCGCUGAUUAUGAAGGAAGAUGCGACCAAAUUGCAGUGGCUAGCUGAUCUUAGCACACAGAUCCACGGCGAAGUGAACAUCCUCCAUGACCUGGUGCUGGCAUUCGUGGAAUGCGGCCGUCUGCGGCAAGCGCGCCGUAUUCUGGAGACGCCGGGCAUGCAUACACGCAUGCGCCGCUUGGACGACGCCUGCCAGAGAUACGUUGAGGAGGGCAAAUCGGAAUACCUCGAAGGUCUGCUAGAAGCUACAAAAGAGCUCUCACACAUCGAUCGUUCUAACAUUUUCCAACACCUGCUGGUGACUUACUGUAAGGCCGACGAGACAGACAAGGCAGUCGGCUUAUGGACCAUCCUGCAGGAAGAAGGCGAGAUACCCAGCAACCAGUUCCUCAUCCACCUCGGAAACCACCUCAAAUCCAAGAACAGACAAGUCCCAUUCGUGAUGCCUGAUGAACCAAAGACGACCAAGCCUAAGAAACAGAAAGUCCAGCAAACUCAGAAUAUCCCGUCAAAGAACCAGAUAUCAGACCGGAUUGAAGCUCUAGUGAAGAAAGGCGAAGCCGUCAAAGCCAUGGACGUAGCUUUACAAGCUCUCCAGCGGAAUUCGAUGCCUAAAUUACCCGUUAUGAAAUUCCUCCUGAAAACUUUAGCGGAGACUGGCAACGUGGAAAAAAUAGAGGAGCUGGGAGGUCUCCUGACGGAACAAACUAAGAGGAAGCUGGCUUACGAUGACAAAUUAACUCUAGCGGUGUUCAAACAGGGCGCAGGCGCUGACCAUAUAGAAGGCAUGGUGGAGAAAAUGCAGGCCGCCGCGACCGAAGAAGAUUUAGAGGAAAUCCUGAAGAAGUUCCCCAGAAGUACCGCUCUAGCGUCCAUUAUCAAUAACGAGAAUCUUGUUGCUAAAUGCCACAAAAUAGCCGAGUUAGCCGCAUCAAAAGGCCACUUAACGCCCAUAAACAUCUUAUGGAUGGAGUACCUUCUCGCUGGAAAGCAGAAGGAAGCCAAUGAGAUUUGGAACCAGUGGCUUUGCACCGCGCCCAGUCUGCUCUUCAGGAGACUGUUACAAGAGAGCCAUAACAAAAACGACACCAAAACGAUUGAACAUCUUUUAGAAAUGAUGAAAACAAACACUUCUCUAACAAAAGGAUCCUUAGGAAACGUUUAUUCCCGACUGAUUAAUCUCUAUUUGGUUAACAACAAGGUUAAUGAAGCAGAAUCCGCUUUGCGUAAGGCAAUCGAGGAAGGCGUUCAAGCCGAGCAUUUCAACAAAAACUGCCUGGAGAGACUGAAACAAGUAAUGACAGAAUCCGGAAAGGAAUACAACUACUUUAAUUAGCUGUUGUAGGUACGCUAUUUCAUUGCAUUUUAUUUUCAACCACU